CUAUAAUCUCACCACUUUGGAGGCUGAGACGCUCCAGGCCAUAGUCCCUUCCCCAGCUAUGGCUCCUGGGGCUCCCUCAUCCAGCUCCAGCCCUAUUCUGGCUGUGCUACUCUUCUCUUCUUUGGUGCUGUCCCCAACCCAGGCCAUUGUGGUUUACACGGACAGGGAGGUCCAUGGUGCUGUGGGCUCCCGGGUGACCCUGCAUUGCUCCUUCUGGUCCAGUGAAUGGGUCUCAGAUGACAUCUCUUUCACUUGGCGCUACCAGCCUGAAGGGGGCCGAGAUGCCAUUUCAAUCUUCCACUAUGCCAAGGGACAACCCUACAUCGAUGAGGUGGGGGCUUUCAAAGAGCGCAUCCAGUGGGUAGGAGACCCUCGCUGGAAGGAUGGCUCCAUUGUCAUACACAACCUGGACUACAGUGACAACGGCACCUUCACUUGCGAUGUCAAAAACCCACCAGACAUAGUGGGCAAGACCUCUCAGGUCACACUUUAUGUCUUUGAAAAAGUGCCAAUUAGGUACGGGGUGAUUUUGGGUUCCGUGAUUGGAGGUGUCUUCGGGGUGGUGCUGUUGUUGCUGCUGCUCUUCUACCUGGUUCGAUACUGCUGGCUCCGGAGGCAGGCGACCUUGCAAAGGCGGCUCAGUGCCAUGGAGAAGGGGAAAUUGCACAAGUCUUCCAAGGACUCGUCGAAGCGCGGGCGUCAGACGCCAGUGCUGUAUGCCAUGCUGGACCACAGCAGAAGCACCAAAGCUGCCAGUGAGAAGAAGUCUAAGGGGCUGGGGGAGUCUCGCAAAGAUAAGAAAUAGCGGUUAGCGGGCCGGGCAGGGGGUCGGGGGUCAGGGGCUGAGUCCGCCAAAGGAGCUCAAGUGGUGGUCAUCGAGAUGGAGCUUCGAAAGGAUGAGCAGAGCGCGGAGCUUCGGCCUGCUGUCAAGUCCCCCAGCAGAACCAGCCUCAAGAACGCCCUCAAGAACAUGAUGGGCCUGGACUCGGACAAGUGAUCGCCACCCCCAGGCCCCACCCGAGCAGGGGGACCUAGGCUCUUCUCAUCCCCCAGUCUAGGUGCUUUCCUCCCUUGCUCCCCAGCCCUGCCCUGCCCUCACCUUCCUUUGAGAUGUAAGUUUCGUUCCAAAAUUCAUUCCUAAGCAAUUGUACUCUCACACCUUAUCCCUGGUUUUCUGGGAGCCCAUGGACUAAUCCUACCCCUUCCCUGCCCCAAGGGCUGCGUGUUUGGUGCCUGUCCCUCAGGCACUGAGAAGAAAGGGACCUUGAAAGCCCCUGCCCCAACUCCAAGCCACCUGGUUUUCUCAUCCUGUGUACUUCAGCUUGACCACCAUGGAUCUUGAUUUUUCCUUCUCUGUCCCUCCCUUUCCUCUAUCCGGUGGCCCAGCUCCACAUCCUCUCCUCUGACUAACAUACAGAGCAGUCUGUCCUUCAGGGUUUAGUUAGGUUAUUGAUUUUUUUUUUAUUUUUAAUCCAUUCUUUUUUGUUGUUGUUGUUGGUUUGGUUACCUGUGCCGGUGCUCCCUGCCCUUUACUCCCAUGACUGAGGACCAAUGACGUCAUGUAGCUUUUGCAGGUCCCCACUCCCAUUAAGUCCUAAAUGGAGAUCCAGCCAGCUCAAACAGAGGGGCCCCUGAUCCUCAGACCUCAUUAUAGGCUUGAUGCCCCUUGACCACUUUGGAACACUGUUCUGGAAAUCAAGGUCUUGGAGAAAGAGUGACUAACAGAGAGAGAGAAGGAAAAAGAGAGAUAAUUGAUUCUCACAAGUCAGAGGCAGAAGAGGGAACAAAUUAAUACUAAGAAAUGGCUUUAACAAGGAGAAAGGGGAGGAGGGUAGAAAAUAGGGGGAAAAAGAAGAGGCUGUACUUUCAGCCACAGGGGAUUCUUAGGAUUUUUCUACAUUCUGUAUAUUGCUU
Messenger RNA from Dipodomys ordii (Ord's kangaroo rat), 1914 nucleotides. It is a transcript of the gene Mpz, whose product is annotated as myelin protein zero. The transcript is spliced from 7 exons. Gene Ontology annotation, cellular component: membrane. Gene Ontology annotation, biological process: myelination. NCBI's taxonomy places the organism in Eukaryota, Metazoa, Chordata, Mammalia, Rodentia, Heteromyidae. The coding region runs from base 59 to 805 and encodes 248 amino acids. The record is from RefSeq and is a predicted model, not a curated record.